Messenger RNA from Fusarium mangiferae, 2469 nucleotides. RefSeq lists its product as uncharacterized. Lineage: Eukaryota; Fungi; Ascomycota; Sordariomycetes; Hypocreales; Nectriaceae. The record is from RefSeq and is a predicted model, not a curated record. The transcript is spliced from 4 exons. Bases 1 to 2469 code for a protein of 822 amino acids.
AUGUCGUAUCAAACACGGGUUGUAUCAACAGGCUCUGUUUUCAACCUUGAAGACAAUGGUGUCUGGACUAUGGCUGACGUUGAUGGCAAUGGGACCCCAGACCUUGUUUACAUCAAGACCAAGAACACCGGCACUGGUAGGAUCGAAGUCCAUACAGCCAGCCACGAGUCGCGCUUCCAAGAGCACAGUUUAGCUACCGGCACUGUCUUUCGUAUUGAAGACAACGGAACCUGGCUUAUGUGUGAUUGGACAGGCGACGGAAAGGCCGACUUGGUCUACCUGAAGACUCGUAACACUGGAACCAAGAAGGUUGAGGUCCACGUUGCCGAUGCGGCCUCCAAAUACCAGAGAUUCGUUCUUCAGACUGGCACCUGUUUUGAUUUGGAAGAUAAUGGUAUUUGGGCCAUGUCUUCGAAGGGUGAUCUCGUUUACAUCAAAACUCGAGCUACUGGUUCCGGAAAGAUUGAGAUACACAUUGCCAGCAAGUCAUCAAACUAUCAGUCUUUCGUACGCCACGUUGCGACGGACUUUGCAGUCGAAGACAACGGAACCUGGUGCCUCGCACAAGGUCCCAGUGCAAGCUUCCCCGACCUGUACUACAUCAAGACCAGGAACACGGGUACCAAUAUGGUCGAGGUCCACGCUGUCUCGGCGCAAUCAGAGUGGAAACGACGUGUGAUCGAUGUUGGCACUGGGUUCGCUAAAGAAGAUAAUGGAAGAUGGCUUAUGGUCAACUUUUCCCAAGAUUGGCCGGAUCUGGUAUACAUCAAGACGAGGUCCACCGGAACCCAAAAGAUUGAAGUCCACGUCAACCAACAUCAUCCCGAUCCAGUUCCAGCAUCACCUCCAGCUCCUGCAACAUCAACCGAAACCGCUCCUGUGAAUCCCGCAGAUGUUGAUUCUGCAAGGGAGGCUUACAUCUCUCGCCCUGAAGAUUUCCUACAGCUGCAUGGAGAAUCAAAGCUGAAGUUUGGCCAGCUGGAAGCUAGUUCUCGAGUGGCCACAAGCCAAUUGGAAGAAAUCUACAACAAGCUAGAUGAUCACUUGACCAAAGGCAAGGUUGCUUCAACUGCCGGCAACGUAACGUCGGCUAUAGUGGUAACUUCUGUCGGGACAUCUGCUGCCGAAAGCUUGAUCUUUGAAGCGGACGCUACCAAGGCUUUUUCAGAAGUCAUGAACAACUAUGGCAUCGCAUCACGCGACUUGGAGGACUUGUACAAAAGAAUCGAGAAGGCCAAGAAAGAUUUGAUUGAGUCUCUGAAGCUAUUCCUUGCUGUUUUGGAGGCUCAUAAUCCAUCUCGCCCAGGUACGGGUAUUCCUGGCCCUGGAGCUCCAACUCUUCCGAGAGGCCCCCCAGGGUCCCUUCCGCCAACCGAUACGAAUUUUGUACCAAAUCAGUUCACCACCAUGGCAAUCCAGACCCUCUUCAACAGUGCAGCUGCAGCGCAGCCUCUAGCUGCGGGUUCUGAAACCAUAGAAGGGAUAUUCGAAGUGCUAGCUAAGAGCGGCGGCAAACAAGUAACAAAGUUUUUACCAAUGCUAGGUGAAGUGGUGCCAAUCUUGGGUAUUGCUUUUGACCUUGCCGCCAUUAUUCAGACAUGGACUAAUAACAACGAAACACUGGAUCAAAUAACGAGACUCCGCACACAGAUACCUGAAAACGUUGAAACACUACGUCGAGGACUUCAGACGAAUAUUUCAUCGCUAGAAGACAUGAUUGGCGAUGAGACAAUCCAAGACAGCCUCCGAAAGCUUCUGAGGUUCCGAAAGCCAUCUCAAGACCCUCCAGGAGGCCCAGGAAGCAGAUCCGUACUGGCGUGCCGGAUCCUUGGUACUAUACAGCAAAUGCCUAACAUUCCCCUCAUGAUAUUUGCAAGACUGCUGGGCAAAGAGCAGAGUGAUGAAGGGGACAAUGAAUACUCGGUUGAGAUGAUGCCAACGGCUCAUGUGACCAAGCUCAGCCAAAUGCCAUUGACUGCAUGUGUCAUCGACCAGACUUAUGAGCGAUUUCCAAGCAGACCAGAACCCGCUGAUACGAAGCCUCCUGCUCCGCCAUUACGAGCCAUGAUGCAAAUGGUUCCACUUGCUGGUCCUCAAGACUUCCGAGAUGAGUGCUCGUGGGUUCCAUUCGGUGAUGAAGAGGUCUAUAACGUAGACGGCUCUAGCGUCGAUCAUCGCGUCUCAUCAUGGGUACGAUACUGGUAUUGGUUCUAUAAGAAUGUACAGAAAGGACGCUGCGCUUGGCCAAGCUGCAAGAUCAUUGGAAGCCGGAGACAGCCUCACUCUUGGUUUGGCUUACCUGUUGUAGGAGGUCACAUGGAGAAAGUCGACAGAAGAGACCGAUCGUGGUAUAUCCUGCCAAUCUGUGGUGGGCACAAUGCUCCAGCAGGCAAGUAUGACCGCACCGGCACAGAUGGACCUCUGACAACUCACGACAAUGCUUAUGCAGUUAAAAUUCCAAAGGCUUAG